UUCCCCUCACGCUUCACUCACUCCUCACUUAGCACAUCUUCCAAACUUCAAUGCCACCACAAUAUUAGCACCUGUUUGGUUUUUUGUUGGGUAAAUUUACUUUUCCACCAUCCAGAGAGAUCGUGGAGAUGACGGUGUUCACCUCCACUAACGCAGCCGGCGGGUACAUGGCGGGAAAGCAAGUGUUUCCGGUGGAGUACGAAGCAGAGUCGCUCUCUCAGCGGCUGGUCGACGCGGCUCACGCCAACGACUUGAAGCCGGCUUCGGAGUUAAUAUCUAACCCCUUCGUUGACGUUAAUCACAUGGGAACAGUUUUGUUGAAGGCUAGAAAAACCGAGGUGGUGUUGCAUGACGAGGAUGCCUGCGAAGUCCGCGUCGAGUUCGAGGAGUUUAAGACUGAGGUCACGGCGUUGUUCCUAGCAGCUCAUAACGGAAAUGUCGCACUCGUCCGAAAAUUACUGAGUGCUGGAGCUGACGUGAAUCAAAAAAUGUUUCGAGGCUAUGCCACAACAGCAGCUGCAAGAGAGGGCCAUAUUGAGAUUUUGAAGAUGUUAAUUAGUGGGGGAGCAGCUCAAUCUGCAUGCGAAGAGGCUCUGUUGGAGGCAUGCUACCUGGGGCGGGCCAGACCAGCUGAGCUUCUCAUGGCCUCUGAUAUGGUCCGCCCACAUGUUGCUGUACACGCCCUUGUCACUGCAUCUUUUAGAGGGUUUAAAGACUUUGUGGACACACUUCUCAAGUGUGGUGUGGACUGUAAUGCCACAGCCAGGGUGCUGCUUCAAUCUUCCAAGCCAUCUCUUCAUGCCAAUUUUGACUGUAACUCUCUGGCUGCUGCCAUUCUUGGUAGGCAAAUUUCUGUUGUUCGGCUGCUGUUACAGGUUGGUGCCAGAACAGAUAUCACGGUCAGGCUGGGAGCUUGGUCAUGGGACGCUGCCACUGGAGAACAGUUCCGAGUAGGUGCAGGUCUGGCUGAGCCUUACCAUGUAACGUGGUGUGCAGUGGAGUUCUUUGAAUCCAGCGGUGCCAUACUGAGGAUGCUCCUCCAGCACCUUUCUCCUAAUAUUCCCCAUUUAGGGAGGACAAUCAUCCACCACGCGAUUCUCUGUGGAAAUGCCAGAGCAGUUGAGGUGCUUUUAGCUUGUGGUGCUGAUGCAGAAUUCCCAGUCAAAACUAAACAAACAGCGCACCGUCCCAUACAUAUGGCAUCAGAACAUGGGUUGGCCGGAGCUCUUCACCACCUUAUUAAUGCCGGCUGUGAUCUGAACUCUCUCACAGAAUCCGGUGAGACUGCACUGAUGAUUAGUGCUAGAUGCAAGCAAGAGGAGUGCCUAAAACUUCUUACUGCAGCUGGUGCAGACUUUGGUUUGUCCAACAUCGCUGGGCAGUGUGCCAAGUCAAUUGCUGGAUCAGUACGGUGGGCAUAUGGCUUCGAGCGAGCAGUUUUAGAUGUUAUUCGAGAUGGGAAGAAUGCUCGAUCUAGCAAUGCUGCAAUUUUUUCUUCCUUAAUAUUUGUUACCCAAGCAAAUGAUAUCGAGGCCUUGAAGAAACUUCUCAAGCAACCGGAGAUAAAUCUCGACGAGCAAGAUGAAAAUGGAUUCUCAGCAGUCAUGGUUGUGGCGGCGGGUGGUAAUGUGGAGGCUUUUAGGUUGCUUGUUCAUGCCGGAGCUGAUGUAAAUUUGGCUAACAACUAUGGCGAAACCGCUAUUACUUUGGCUGAAAAACACCAGAACAGUGAUGCAUUUGAAAAAGUAAUGCUGAACUUCUUGCGUGCCAAGGGAGACAACAGCUACGGUGGAUCUUCAACUCUACACCGUGCGGCACAUAAUGGCGACCUCAAUCUGGUGCAAGCUUUGAUAAACGAAGGAUAUGACGUCAAUCUUUCUGAUUGCGAUGGAUACACCCCACUGAUGUUAGCAGCUAGGGCCGGAAACAAGAGCAUGUGCGAGCUUUUGAUAUCUCGUGGUGCUAGAUGUGACAUUAAGAAUGCAAAGCUUGAGACUGCACUCUCACUUGCCAGAGAGAACGGUGGUGGAAAAGACGCUGAAGCUGUGAUACUGGAUGAACUAGCUCGAACGCUCGUGGUAGGAGGAGCUCAAGUGAAGAAGCACAUAAAGCAAGGCAAAGGAAGUCCCCAUGGCAAGGUACUAAAGAUGGUUGGAGCUACUGGUGAGCUGAGGUGGGGAAAAUCUAGGAAGAGAAACGUGAUAUGCCGCGGGGCAGAGGUUGGUGCGAGCGCGACGUUCCGGUGGAACAGACGAAAGAAGCUCGAUGCCGAUGAGCCGGGAGUUUUCCGGGUAAAAACCACAAAGAACAAGGAAGUGCAUUUUGUGUGCGAGGGUGGACUUGAAAUGGCAGAGCUGUGGGUGAGGGGAAUUAGGCUUGUGACAAGGGAAGCUAUUUUUGGCAAAUAAAAAAACCUCUGGUGAUUCAUAGCUGCGCCUGCACCCGUUCCAUUUUUUGGUUCACGUACAUAUAUAUAGUAACUACCAUAACAGAAGAGAUGUUGCAUAAAAUCAUCGGGUAGUAGUAGUAGUACCUAGUACGCUGUGCCUGUGCUGUCCAGCUAAUUAAUCCUGCGAAUGCGUCGUUGAUUUGUC
Messenger RNA from Coffea eugenioides, 2594 nucleotides. Its product is annotated as ankyrin-3-like. Lineage: Eukaryota; Viridiplantae; Streptophyta; Magnoliopsida; Gentianales; Rubiaceae. The record is from RefSeq and is a predicted model, not a curated record. Gene Ontology annotation, molecular function: protein binding. The transcript is spliced from 4 exons. Bases 129 to 2408 code for a protein of 759 amino acids.